AUGGAUGAGAUCAGGGACCGCGAAUCUCCUUAUCCACAAAUGCUCCCUUCCGCAUCACACUUUGCCAACAGCAUGACGGCACUAGGUCUUCAGCCAGACGAUAUCCUGGUAGUCUACGAUGCGCUCGAGGUCGGACUCUACUCGUCGCCUCGCGUAGCCUGGGCCUGUCGCUACUUCGGGCAUCGAGAUGUCCAUGUCUUGAACAAUUUCCCACGUUAUGUGAAAAAAGGAUUUCCGAUCGCGACGGGGCCUCUAUGUACUCUCCCUCCUGCGCCACAGGGAUACCCCGUCAAAAAUCCAGAUCCAAGAGAGGUGAUAUCCUACGACGAAUUACGCGACCUUCUCUUAUCCGACAGGAGCUCAGCCUUCCAAAUCAUUGAUUCCAGGAUUCCUGGCCGAUUCUCGGGUGCCGAGCCAGAGAUCAACGCGUCCUUGCGGUCAGGACAUAUGCCGUCGGCGCUGAAUGUGCCCUUGGCGUCCAUUCUGGACGAGGACAAGGUCAUCUUAUCGGCGGAAGAGCUGAAGGAACGCUUUCAGGCAGCUGGAGUGGACGGAGAGUUGCCUGUCGUGCUUACCUGCAACUCCGGGGUCACAGCAGCAGCACUCGAUCUUGCGCUGCAGCUAAGUGGGUAUGGAAUGAAGCGGAGACUGUACGAUGGGAGCUGGAUGGAGUGGACGAGGAGAGCACAAGACGAGGGAUUGGUAGUAUCAAGCGACGACAAGUAG
Molecule: messenger RNA, 726 nt
Organism: Aspergillus mulundensis
Lineage: Eukaryota; Fungi; Ascomycota; Eurotiomycetes; Eurotiales; Aspergillaceae
Product: sulfurtransferase
Exons: 1
Coding region: 1-726 (241 amino acids)
Biological process (GO): transsulfuration
Cellular component (GO): mitochondrion
Molecular function (GO): thiosulfate-cyanide sulfurtransferase activity
Source: RefSeq, a predicted model, not a curated record